Messenger RNA from Stomoxys calcitrans (stable fly), 2253 nucleotides. It is a transcript of the gene Ets96B, whose product is annotated as ETV5-related protein Ets96B. Gene Ontology annotation, cellular component: nucleus. The record is from RefSeq and is a predicted model, not a curated record. Gene Ontology annotation, molecular function: DNA-binding transcription factor activity, RNA polymerase II-specific; sequence-specific DNA binding. The coding region runs from base 188 to 2059 and encodes 623 amino acids. The transcript has 7 exons. Gene Ontology annotation, biological process: regulation of transcription by RNA polymerase II; cell differentiation. Lineage: Eukaryota; Metazoa; Arthropoda; Insecta; Diptera; Muscidae.
GGCACAGAUAGAGUUUUUUUUUUGUAUUUGUUGCAGUUAUUUUAUUUUGAAUUUUUGUUUGUUUGUUUUUUUUUUUUUAUAAGUUCCGCAAAAUGUAGUAUUUUAUUUGAAAUCUUCCAUUUGCUGAAAAAUUAAAAUCGAAUUUAAGGUAAUCCGUUUACCUUGGAACAGUCCGCCGCAUAGCAGGAUGAAAACAGAUUACACCAAUCCCACAAAUAACAGUAGCAACAGUUUAGUUUUGGAAAGCCUUCACAUAACUCGUCAUAGCAUUGACAACGUUAACCCUAUCAACGGCAAUGCGUACUCGACAUCCUCCACCACAAGCAAUGUCUCCACAGCAUCCGUUGUCGAUAAAGCAUCACAUUGCAACGGUCGCGGAGGCAAUAGUCCCCCCAGUCUGGAUAAAAAGAAAUGCAAUGAACUACAACCCACAAGCAGCAGCAAUAAUUCCACCGCCCCCAACAACCACAGCAGUAAUCUACUGGAAACCACCGCCGAUAUGAAUUUAAACUCUGACAUGGAGAAGAGUCAUUGUUGUAUGACGACACCCUUGACCACCAUAUCAUCAACUGUGUCUUCCUCGGCUGUUGUUGCCACUCUCCCAAAUACAGACCUUGCCAGAGAGCAGUGGUAUGUCCAUCACACGCCCAGCCAUCCACAACAUCAAAUAUCUGAAGAAUUUGUUAUGUAUGCACCUGCUUUGCCCACUAGUAGUACUGGAACGUCCAUUGGAAAAUUUGGCAUUGAAAGUUCCACGGAGAGCUAUCUAAAUUCCAGAUAUAAUGUGAACGUCAAAGGAGUGCGACAUGAAAGAACUUCGUCUUUUUUCGACAUUCCAGCUGUGACGCAUCCAUACUGCUACAGAUUCCCAGCUUCACCACCUGCAGGGAUUUUAAAGAAAAGCGAUGAUGACGCCUCAUUUUGCAAUAAUUCCGCCGUUUCAUCUUCCCUACAAUUUGGUCAACAUUUUCAUAGUUCUAAAAACGAACAUCCGGAUUCAACUACUUCACAUUUGGCCAAUCACCACCACCCUCAUCAGAAUCCACAUCACCACCAUCAUGCGCAUCACCAUCACCAUGCUCAAACAACUAAUUUACAUCCUCAUCAUCAUCAUCAUGGGCAUCAUCUAAGUCCACAUCAUUCGUCCGCUUUUAAAUUCAGUCAUCCCAGCGUUUUAAGUUCAUCGUCACCUCCCAGCGUCUACCAUCAGUACAACGGACAAAACACAUCCUCAGCUUAUGGUUUAAGACCCACUUCAGAAAUUGGCCCUCUGACAUUGGCGCCAGUCUCCACAACAUCAGAUGUGGACAUCAAAUAUGAAAAUCCUUACAACGCAGCGAUAUCCUCCACCUAUGCUUUGAGGACGGCCAAUGGAGUAGACUCAUCUACCGCUGUGUCAUCGACGGACUCGGAUUUCAAACUGGAAAGUCUGUAUACAGCUAAUAAUGGCAUUACAACCAGUCACACUGUGAGCCAAAGAAGGGGCUCACUGCAGUUGUGGCAAUUUUUGGUAGCCUUAUUGGAUGAACCCACUACAAAUUCCAGUUGCAUUGCCUGGACCGGACGGGGCAUGGAAUUCAAAUUAAUCGAACCUGAAGAGGUGGCCAGACGUUGGGGCAUACAAAAAAACCGACCAGCAAUGAAUUACGACAAACUUUCUCGUAGUCUACGUUACUACUACGAAAAAGGUAUCAUGCAGAAAGUAAAUGGCGAAAGAUAUGUUUAUAGAUUUGUCUGUGAUCCAGAAGCAUUAUUCAACAUGGCCUAUGGCCACCUUGCUGGAGGAAAUGCUGCCGCAUCAAGUGGCACACCAAUAACGUCAACAUCCUCAAAACAAGAUCAACAUCAUCAUCAUCAUCAUCAUCCUCACCACCACCACCACCACCACUUGUUGACAACUGCGGGAAAAGGCAGCAGCCUAGACACUGGUCUCUUGAUAAGGGACUCAGUUACACAUUCCUCCAUGGAGGAUGACUCAAAUCGGGAUAGGUCAACCUUGAAUCAUAUUUCAGUGGCUGCGACCAAACACCAUGAGCAAUUGUAUUAUGGUAAAUUUUAAUUUGUACCAAUUGUAUGAAUUCUAGGGCAAACAUUAUCAACACACGUGUAUUUAUGUAUGUAUACCUUUUAUAGCAAAAAUAAACAAAUAAUAAAUGAAUAUCGACAAAUGCUACUACAUGUUAUAAAAAAGACGCGAGAGCGAGUGAUUGUUAAAAUCUUUAAUAAAAAAUCACAAUGAUGCAGUUUAUACAA